Molecule: messenger RNA, 733 nt
Organism: Polyodon spathula (Mississippi paddlefish)
Lineage: Eukaryota; Metazoa; Chordata; Actinopteri; Acipenseriformes; Polyodontidae
Product: parvalbumin, thymic-like
Exons: 5
Coding region: 106-435 (109 amino acids)
Cellular component (GO): nucleus; cytoplasm
Molecular function (GO): calcium ion binding
Source: RefSeq, a predicted model, not a curated record
GAAACGUAUAUAAGCAAAGAGGGCUUGCAGUUUCGGCACAGCGACUUCUCUGAACACAGCAAGCUUCCCUCCUGUGCAGUCAACAAGACCUCAAAAACCAUCACAAUGGCCAUCACUGACGUGCUCGCCGCUGCUGACAUCAGCGCUGCUCUGAGCGGCUGCCAGGCUGCUGACUCCUUCAACUACAAGACCUUCUUCGCUGCGGUUGGUCUUACCAAGAAGUCCGCUGGAGAGAUUUCUAAAGUUUUCGGCAUCAUUGACCAGGAUAACAGUGGCUUCAUUGAGGAGGAAGAGCUCCAACUGUUUCUGCAGAACUUCUCCAAAGGUGCCAGAGCCCUGACAGUGGCCGAGACCAAGGCCUUCCUUAGGGCUGGUGACGCCGACGGUGAUGGCAAAAUCGGAGUUGACGAGUUUUCCGCCCUGGUCAAGGCAUAAAUCACUGAAGACCAAGAUGAACGGAUUCUCCAUGUCCGUCACGUCCCCUAGAAACCUCACAGUCUUAAAGGCACAUCUCUGUAUGUUUUUAUAGACCAAUACCAUUCCUAAAAUCCCUGUAUGUUAGCUACAUUGUUGGAACUAUUUCAGCUUUCCACCUGUGUGAAGGUAUUUUAAACCAUAUUGUUUCACGUCUUAAUAUAGAAGGUGCUCUGUGCUAUCGCCCAAACAUAAUGUUUCAAUUGUGGUUGGAAGAGGGAAUACAAUAAAUACUUUUACAAAAAAAAAAAAAAAAAAA